Molecule: messenger RNA, 1967 nt
Organism: Acipenser ruthenus (sterlet)
Lineage: Eukaryota; Metazoa; Chordata; Actinopteri; Acipenseriformes; Acipenseridae
Exons: 6
Coding region: 183-1052 (289 amino acids)
Source: RefSeq, a predicted model, not a curated record
CAGUGGAAUGCAAACCGGAGAGCCCCAAUCCAGACUCAGAAAGAACCCUCACAGCCAACCUGAACACGCCAGUGAGCAAAGCGUGGGAGAAGGGCGAUGGGGGAAAGAUCUACCUGUGCAACUGCUGCGCCUCUUUGAUUGCUGUGGCUGCUCCGCUAGACACCACAAGGCAGGACCGCGCGAUGAAAAGAUUAUCAGACAGCGGAAUAACUUUUAAUAUAACAAUUCAAGAGAGGGCAGCCGAGGACCAUUCUCGUCAAUCCUCCAGACAGUCGUGCGCAUGUUCCUGCAGUUGUGCAAAAGCUGAGGAAAAUGAUGAACGAGACGAGGAAUACUGCUUCCAUCGUGGGGCAUCGAAUGCAUCUAGCAAACCAGAUUUUUCAGUCACAAACAGUGUACUGAAAUCCGAACAACAGAGGAGGAGUAUAACUCUCAGUCUGCCCACAGAGUUCAUACACAACAAUAUCGCAUUCCUCCAAGUCAAAAAUAAGAUCUGUAUUGCGGGCUGGAGAAUGUGGGAAGAUCAUUAUCUUGAGGAUACUCUUCAUGUUGGAGAUGAAGUCUGUCAACUGAACAACAUGAUCCCACAGAACAUAGACCACCUGAAGCUAUUCAGCAGGCAUUAUGCUAAAGAAAUGAGCUCUUUGGAGAUUAGGCGCCUGCCAGAGGCCAGUGUCUUCACCUGUGUUCGGACAGAUUGCAGAGAAGACUGGGGGAUCCAUUUGGACGGGCCCAAGAUAAGGUACAUUACUCCUGGCUCCAGUGCUUCCCAGUGUGGGCUGGACUGUCCAAUGGCUGUCACAACUGAAAGCACAGUCCCCUGGUGCAUCACUGAGAUUAACUUCAAACCCGUCAGCUUGAUUCAGGAGGACAAGAGGUCCACCCAGAGGCUGUUGAAAAGAAUUGAUGACGGGACAAAGCUAUAUCUUGUGCUGCAGCCUCUGGACUUUGUGUGUGAAAUGUCCAGGAAGCUGAAGAUGAUGGCAGACUGGGAGCAGUAUGAUGCAGACGUGUGUGUAACAGAUGGGCUCGUGUAUAUAUCAUAUUUAUAGGCUGGGUUGGAAACAAAGUGGUAAAACAGUCAACCUCAAUUUUGCUGCAACAUUGAAUGGCCUAUACUAUACCAGUCCUGAAUUAUUUUUGCCGAGCUGAAGAAUGCGAUAUUCAGUUAUAUCAUUCUGAGUAUACAUCAGAACAGGACAUUUAAUUGACCUAUAUUUACACACUAUUAUUUUUAUUAUUAUUAUUUGUUUAUUUAGCAGACGCCUUUAUCCAAGGCAACUUACAGAGACUAGGGUGUGUGAACAAUGCAUCAGCUGCAGAGUCACUUACAAUUACGUCUCACUCGAAAGACGGAGCACAAGGAGGUUAAGUGACUUGCUCAGGGUCACACAAUCAGUGGCUGAGGUGGGAUUUGAACCGGGGACCUCCUGGUUACAAGGCCGUUUCUUUAACCACUGGACCACACUACCUCAGACUGGGACUUAGGUUCCAAUGUGAUUUACGACAGCAUGUUAACACAUGGUGCUAAGAUGGGACCUUGAGAACUGAAAGGGUUAACUCACAUUUUAAACUAUUUAUAAACUGUAUGCACAUGCGGAACUAAGGAGUGCUGGAGCCACUGGGGUUAGCCUUGAUCAAAAAGUGAUCAUUAUGAUGUUGUUUCUUACCUGGUGAACAUAGAAAUGAACGUUGAGACUGUGAAUCGCUUUUGUACCUACUGGAGAUACACACUGUCGAUCUAUUGGUUAAUGUUAUAACUGUAAAGUAAAAACAGACCGGCAAGCACAAACUAAAUAUGUCUUACCAGUUUUUUGUCCACUUCCACAAGCAUAUGUUGAACAUUUGUUUUAUGAGUGCUGUAUUUUGACAACAGUUCUUUUAAGGUAAUUUGCAGUCAUUUUGCUUAGAUUGCAGUACAUUAGAGGCACUAUAUUGCCUCUGCAGAUUAUGUUUAGAGCACCAGA